Molecule: messenger RNA, 744 nt
Organism: Helobdella robusta
Lineage: Eukaryota; Metazoa; Annelida; Clitellata; Rhynchobdellida; Glossiphoniidae
Exons: 3
Coding region: 1-744 (247 amino acids)
Source: RefSeq, a predicted model, not a curated record
AUGUUGAAAAACGACAAGUUUAGAAAUAUUGUAGCUGAUUUUUAUACCUCCGCUGAACUUCAGAAUGGCUUCAAAAUUCUACGGGGAGAAUUAGAAAUAUUCACCAUUCUGAACAUUGAGCGAAUUCCCAAUGAAACAUUUUCAAACAUUUCUCCGAAUUUAAAUAAUAAAAUUGACAGAAUUGAAAAUUUGGCGGCACAAACUAACACGAAAACUCUAAACAAUGCUUGGUCUGGCGGGAAACUUUUAGAUUUCAACAAAGCUCCUUGUUCUACAAAUAUACAAACUGACGAAAGUGAUAAUGAAAAUAAACCGUUUCAACUUAAAAUUUCACGUCGGAAAUUGAUUGAUCUUAACACCGCUUCAACGCCUAAAAGAGAAUUAAUCAGGAAAAAUACAGGAAAAUCAAAAGCUGAACUUGGCUUCAAAGCUGUUGCACCACCAGUUAAAAAAUCUUUCAUAUAUUUGGGAAACCUCAACAUCACCAAAACAGACACUAUAAGAGAACACUUAAAUAAAGCUGGAAUAAAAUUUAUAUCCAUCUUUCCAAUAGCAAAACGAGGUUCAAAUGUUGAAGGCGAUGAUAACAAAUCUAGUUCAGCAUUUCGCAUCUGCGUAGCAAACAAUGAAGUUUCAAAAAUGUUCGAAGAAGACUUAUGGCCCGAACAUGCGAUUAUACGCGACUGGAUAUUCAACGUCAAACCAAGUAACACUAUCGAAAACAACAACAACAAACAUGGCUAG